AUGGAGGAAUGCAAACCAGCUGCAACGCCUGUUGAUCAAGGCACUAAAUUACUACCUAACGAAGGAGAACCAGUUGAGAAAACCAAGUAUCAAGCCUUAAUUGGGGGAUUAACUUAUGCGGUAACUGGUACUAGACCUGACCUUGCUCAAGCGUUAGGAUUGGUUAAUCAAUUUUGUUCAAACCCAGGAGUUGAACACUGGACAGCAGCUAAACGUAUUUUACGAUACAUCAAAGGAACAAUUGAUUACGGAAUUACAUUCGAUGGAAACAAAGAAACUGAAGUACAGUUGAAUGGUUAUGUUGAUGCUGAUUGGGGAAGUAAUCCAAACGGACGGAAAUCGCAAUCAGGAUAUUUGUUUACACAGUGUGGAGGAGUAAUCAGUUGGGCUAGUAAGAAACAAAGUGUUGUCGCACUUUCUUCAACUGAAGCGGAGUAUGUCGCUGCAUCGUUAGCGUGUCAGGAAGCAGUUUGGUUACGUGUGUUACUCGAAGAUAUCAGUUUUGUUCAAAACAAGCCAACGAUGACCAAAGAGGAUAAUCAAGGUGCAAUAGCUUUGUCAAAGAAUCCAAAGUAUCAUCCCAGAACAAAGCAUAUUGAUAUAAAGCACCAUUUCAUUCGUGACAAAGUUGCAAAGAAGGAAGUUGUUCUAGACUAUUGUCCUACAGAACAAAUGUUAGCGGACUUGUUAACUAAACCAUUAGGGAAAACAUUGUUUCAACGUUUUAGAGAACUGAUGGGAGUUAGAAGCAAUCUUUAG
Molecule: messenger RNA, 759 nt
Organism: Paramuricea clavata
Lineage: Eukaryota; Metazoa; Cnidaria; Anthozoa; Malacalcyonacea; Plexauridae
Source: the annotation of a GenBank genome assembly